UACACGGGCUGCACGGUGAGUUAAUUUGUGGCCAGUAGUUGGCAUUUUCGACUCAAAGUUAGCUGUCUUAUAUCUUCUUCUGACCGUCCAAUCACUCAUAGUCACUUCUCGCGUUUCUCUGAGAUCUUCUUUUUCUGAAAAGCUUAAGGUAAUGACGGUAUUCUAGCAGUUCUAAUACAAGCACAUACAUGUCUUCCAACUGAAAUGCUUAAUCCAUUUCUCAAUAAAAUCAGGAUUGAUUAGAGAAUUCCAGGAAACUAGAAUGAAGAGUUAAUUGAACUAGCAAAAAAAUGAACUUAUUGUGAGAGCUGACGAUCCAUCACGUUACUGAAUAAGAAGAAGAGAACCUCUGAACGUUAAAAUCUGCAAAAACUAAGCUGGAUUCAAAAGAGGGAACUAUUGCAUUGACCAUAUUCUGUCAUUGAGAAUAAUAUUGGAGCAAACAAAAGCGCAAAAUACAGAUACCAGGUUAAAUUUCAUAGAUUUCGAAACAGUAUUAGACUCGAUGAAUAUAAGAGUAAUGUAGAGAAUUUUAAAACCGUCGGAUAUCAGAUAAGAACACCAAAAGUUUUUUAUAACAAUUGUGAUAAUUGAGAGUAAUGUACAAGAGUAUAAAAGGUCAGAUAUUAACCUAAAUCUAUUUUAAAAUCUGAAGAAUAGGAAUCACAUGCAAGAGAAAACAAAUUUAACUCGAGUUGGAUUUAACGAGUUGGACAAAACAUCAACAGCAAAAAAAACACAGAUAUGACACAGUAAACCGAUCCCGAAAGAUCCUUACACCUAGGAAGAAUAGAAAUAAAGCAAGUCGAAGAAUUUUGGGCCUGGCGUAAAACGCUUUCAAGUUACUUAUAAAAUGUUGUUCAACAAGUAAUUCGAGAACAACAAACAAUUAAGACUAUUCGUUGCGUGGGGCCGAAACUUGGAAAAUAAGAAUAAUUCAAUCGAUUAUCGUACAUAAAUUUAACCAAGUAAGCGUUAAAUUAUACCUGUACGAACAUGGUUAAGAACUAUCGAGAAAGAACUACAACAGAUAAACUCAAGAGGCUACAGAAAUAGAUAAAACAAGAAAGAAAUGGAGAGUUUUUGUUAAUAAAAUUGGACAGAACCCAAAAAACUCUACACAUGAGGAUAGCGGCCUCAUUGUUUUACCACUGCUUCUGAAACACGUGCCGUUCGCUCCACUAUAUCCCCGUAUAAAGUCUGUCAAUAAUCUAAUCAAAGAAUUUUACCACAAUCUAAUAAUCUAUUAUUCUAAUGUAGAGGUAUUUGUUGCAUCUUACAUUUUUGUUUAGUUUUAACUAUUUGCGAGACUACUUCAUCCCUGUAUUACCCUACUCCAAAUCACUCGACGUGAUACUUUACCCCCACGCAACCCCGCAUUUCGUCGUUCAUUCAAAACGCCUACGCGACGCUGUGACGUCACUCUGGUAGACGGCGCCAUCCACUAUUCGCAGUAACCGAAAUAAGCGCCGUCGUAACACAACCCUCGAAUCGUAGUCGAAUUCGCCGCGACGCCAACGCUAGACGAUCUACGAUUGUACGGAGAAUUUUCUAGUCUCUGUUACUGCGCAAUGUUUCAUCGAGUGAAGCCACCGAUAAAUUUAUUUUAAUAGUUUAGGUAAUAUUUAACCGCGAUACGAAUAUCGUUGUUUCAAUUAACAAGUGGUUAUUCGGUUCAAAUAAUAUUUGCACCAGUUGAUGCAAUUAUUAAAGUUAUUUUGAAAAAUAUUAGUAUAACUAAAACAAUAAUUGUUAUAGCAACAAGAAAACAAUUCUAGUUAUUAAUAUAUCUACGUUUUAAAUGUGAAUAGUUUAAGUGAGUAACGUGGAAUUUGUUGUAGAAAAAAACUAUAUAGAUAUUAUAAAAAAAAAAACGAAAACAAAAGUUUUUGUGUUAAUAUAAUAUAAUAUACAUAAAUAGCGAUUGUUAAUAAUAAUAGUUUUAAGGAAGUGUUGAUAGCUGUAGCGAACAGUGUAGUGGAAAAUUUCAUUUUAAAUACUAGAAAAACUAAAAAAUGUUAAUUAAGAGAAAUCUAUUAUAGUAACAGACAGUAAAAUAUCUGUAUAAGUGAACAUUCUUGUGACGCUUUAUCUGCAUACUUAACUAUAAUAUUUAAAAUGUGUUUUUAACUAUUUCGUAAAAAUGAGUUGUGAUAGUGAGUCCACAAGUAGCUACGAGGAUUCUUACGAAGAAUUUUGGAAGGAAACGUGUGGAAUCGAUGAUGAUUCAGACGACGACGAACUUGGCGCAAUGAAAGACCUAACCAUCAAUGAUUACGUCAACACCACUGUCAAUACAAAACAAACCGAUUUGGAAUCUCAACAGCGACUGGCCGUGCUCAGUUUCGAACAAGUUAAUAGGCUCAACGAAGUCAUGGAUGAACUCGUCUGUAUCCAUGGAAGAGGAAACUUUCCUACGCUGGAGAUCCGCCUCAAAGACCUCGUGAAUGUUGUGAGGGAAAAACUUGAGGCUGAUACCACUGUCGGGGGAGCGGGUAUGAAAGUUAAGGACAUCCGCUUGAACGGUGGUGCCGCUUCCCAUGUCCUCGCCACCGAGAGCCAACCAUAUAACGACCUGGAUCUCAUAUUUGGAGUGGAAUUAUCAAGUAUGCGAAAUUUCGAUAGAAUUAAAAGUGCCGUUCUCAGCUCAUUAUAUGAGAUGUUACCAGAAGGAGUAAAUAGAAAACGUAUAUCUACUUGCAGUUUGAAAGAAGCUUAUGUCAGCAAAAUGGUGAAGGUAAACCAAAACACUGGAGGCGACAGAUGGUCGUUGAUAUCUUUGGGUAACUCUCGCGGUCGUGGUGUUGAACUAAAAUUCGUCGAUUGUAUGCGACGGCAAUUCGAAUUCUCAGUGGAUUCCUUCCAAAUUAUUCUAGAUUCUUUGCUGUUGUUCUACAAAUGCAGUGAAUUGCCGAUCAGUGAGAACUUUUACCCGACUGUUGUGGGAGAAUCCGUAUACGGCGAUUUUCAAGAAGCUUUGUAUCAUCUUCAAAAGAAACUCAUUUCCACCAGACAUCCAGAAGAAAUACGAGGUGGGGGAUUGUUGAAAUAUUGUAAUUUGUUGGUGAAAAACUACAAACCUGCUAGACCGGAUUAUAUCAAGAGUUUACAGAGGUACAUGUGCUCAAGGUUUUUCAUAGAUUUCUCCGACAUCGCUCAGCAAAAAGCCAAGCUAGAAAACUAUCUAUGGAACCACUUUGUUGAACCCGAUGAAGAAGCCCUUCGUCAUCAAUACCUGAUGCUUCUACACGACGUCGUCGAAGAAUCUACAGUCUGCCUAAUGGGACACGAAAGGCGUCAAACUCUUCAACUUAUCAAAAGCUUAGCUUGGCAAGUACUUUACCAAGACCAACAACGUAUGAUGACCCAACAACCACCGCCGCCACUCGUAUUUGCUAACGGUAUUGUUUAUGCUCCAAUCAUCCAGACCAAUUGCUAUUGCACGUGCAAUACCGCAUGGAUGCCACAGUGCUGCUCGUGAUGCGUCGAUAACGAUUGGUAAAUACGCGUGAGUGACUUUUUGAAACUUUACAUAUUGGACACACCUCGUAUGUGAACUUCAGUGACAUAUAUAUAUAGUAGUUUUGAAACCAUUCCAAAUUUAAUAGGCCGGUCCUUUCAACAAAAAUAAUUGACAACAUAGUUUUGUAGAAAUAUCUCAAUAUAUAGUAACUUUUACGAUAAUAGAAUAUGUGGCUAACUAAAUUGAAUCAUCCAUUAAAACAAUGUACAGGGGGUUAAAGUGAAAGCAAAUAAAUUAAUUCUAUAAUUAAAAGUCGAAAAAUAUUUUCGUUUCUUCAUUUUCAUUCAUAUCGGUCUUGAAAAAGGUGGAAACUUACUUAUUUAUACAUAACUAACUUUAUGGAUGUAUAAACUUAUGUUAGGCCAAAUAACGUUUGCCUCUUCUUGCCACUUCUUCUUCAAAAAAAAAAGCUAAAAAAUUGUUUUUGGCAACUUUCAUUCCUUUAUUAGCCAAAGCUUGAUAUUUAAAAGUUUUUAGGUAGAAUUAUUACUAAAAUCUAAAAGUUUUUGAAACCAGUGUGUUACUUUAGGCUAGUUUAUUCUACACGAAAUUAUGGUACUUCAUUUAUAAGAUCUAAUAAAUUAGUUUCUUAUACAAGAAAAAAAUAUUAUAAACAUCAAUCUUUAAACUUCAGAUAUUUAAUUGAAUUCAAAUUGUAUAACAUAUAAACGCGGAAUUUAAUUUCAUGCCUUUUAAUAUUAAACUCAGCCUUUCAUAAAUUAAUAGUGAAUUGAUUAUCCUUGAAUAAGUUUUUACAAUAUUUGCGUUUUCUAAGCAUAUAUACGAUAAUUUAUUUGUGCCUUUAAAACCUUGUGAUUGUUGCUAAUUAGACUCUAUUUUAUUAUGAAAUAUAAAUUGUCGUAGUUUAUGGACCGGGCUAUUUUGUCGAAAAGAAAAAAUGUGCAGGGCUAUCUUAAGAGAUUUUUUGCACUUUACAUGGAGUGAUAUAACUUUAUUCAUAUAGUGUAAGAGAAUUGGAUUGCUUGGAUUUUUAUUGAAAACUUGUAUACGCUGAGCUGAUAAACACAAUUUAAAUAUUCAUAAAUGUCGUGUGUUUAUUUAACUUUUCUCGGUUAUAGCGUUCUAAUUAUAUGGAUAAUUAUUUACCUUUAUAAUCAAUAUAUGAUAUCAUUUAAAUGAAAAACUAUAUCGGGCCAAUUUUUUAAAAAUUACUCGGACCCAAUAAGCAUUAAGCAUUUUGUGAUAUAGUAUCAACGAGCAAAAGGUGGUCUUUUUAAAAAAUUUGCCUGGUGUACAAAAAAAAAUUUAAAUAUUCAAAAAAAAACUGUUUAUAUAUGCGGGAUUAUAUACAUAUAUUUUCAUUUUGUAUUAUAAAAGCUUAUUUUGACUCAUAUUGAGUUUUUCUUAUAUUUGAAUAAGUGCCACUGUGGAAAAAUAAUUUUCUAAAGUGCGGAACAAAAAAUCAAUGUCCGUAUACCACAUUUUUCUAUAUUAUUUCAUAAAAAAUAGUUUGCUGUUUAAAAUAUUUUAAAGUUGGGAAGAGAUGUUGAAAUAUUUAAAAUUCUACUUAAAUGUUAUUUUGUGAUGUGGGGGUUGAAACACUAAAGGUAAAUGAUUCAUAUUUUUCCAAAGCUUCAUUUUCAAAUAAUAAGGGCCUAAUCAAAACUCUACGAGGUCAUGUUUCCAAAUUUUUGUUUAUUAAAUAUAAAUUAAAAAAUAGUUGCGAUAAAAAAUUUAUUAUUUCAAUAUUUUAUGAAUAUUGCGAAUGAAAUAUCACUGGUCGACAGUGAUUUUGUUGCCCUUGAUAUAAGAUUUCACAUUUUUUAAUCUUUAUUUUCAUUUUUACGUUGAAUACAUAAAAAAAUUAAAUAAAAUAACAGAUAUGUUUAUAAUGUCACUUUUGUUUUGAAAAAUUAGGAUAAAUCGAAGUGAAUAGAGGACACAAUUUAGAAAAUAUAUUCCAAUAAAACGCCUUAUUAGCUUUUCUUCCAUAAUUUAUUGAAUGAUAAUCUCUUUUUAAAGACCAGUAGUAAUCUACCAUUACGUGACCAUCUCACCUUUCCCGAUUUCUUUCAUCCAUCAAUUUUAAAUCAUGUUGCAAUAUUCUCUUGUGUUCUUAAAGGACUGACAUGAUGCAAUACAACGUGCAGUACAAUGCAAAAGGCAAUAUUUCUUGAUCAAAAGUAUGCGCAAAUGAAGUUCAGCUCAUGCAAGAUCUCGCUCUUGCAACAUUAUCGGUUUUGUGCCUUUUUUAUUGCGUGCAAGUUGCAAUUCUAGAGAAAAAUAAGUUUCUAUUUGGCUGAUAUCACAUAUCCCGCUAAUGAUUUCUUAGUUAUCUUAUAUUUCAUUUUCAUUAAGAGUUUUUUAAUUGUUUCCUCAUCUAUUCUCGAAUAAUUUUUGUACGGUUUGUCAUAUGAUUCCAGUGCUUGUCCCAACAUCGCUUAGGUGAUAUUUCUGUCCAUGAGACUGAAAAAGCAAGGCAGCCGCAGAUAUAAUUACUGCGUGUGAUGCACUUUUUCUUAUUCACUUUACUUAGCAUUGUUAUUUUCAUUUUUAAACCGAUCACCGAUCGGAUUCACUUAAUAUUCGUAUAUUCACUUAGAUGAGGACCUCAUUCUGACCGACAUUAAGGCGAUCGUUGUAUUGAACAACAGUAGCCGUUUCCCUUGUCAUGAAAAAAGAAAAAAUUAUUACUUGGAACUACAAAAAUAAUAUGUACUAUUCUUCUUAAUAGUCCGUUGAUCCAAUAGAAAAGGUGUUUCACUGUUAUCUAUUAGAUAUAUUGAAGCCGUAUACAAAAUAUAGUGGAUAACUCGCAUGAAAUGCUGAUUUCCCAUUCAUAUGAUUUGUAGCAAGAGCCUACUGCAAACUUCAUACUCGUGGGAAUAUAAUUCCUUGCUCGUUUUGAUAUAGUGAAUUACUUAUAUAAUUUUGAUUAGUGGCAAUUAUGACGCGUUGGCAAAGAACUUGCAUAAUGUCAAGUGACGCGGAAUAUUCGUCCAUUGCAUUGAUCUUGCAAGAAAUUGCAUGCAAUCUAUUGCACAUUGCCUUUUCCAAGGGACCCUAGCUAUAAUUUCUUAAAUUAGCCGAUUGCGGAGUUAACCAAUAUUUGCUCACCAUUUUCGACUAAAAACACACAACUUUCAAAACAUUGAUAUGAAAAAUUCUCUAUCUUCCAAUUGCCGUAUUAGAGGCCAAUCAAAUAUUCUACCUAGCAAAGUCUAAUCUACAACUGUAAAGGCUCAACACAAACUUUAUUGAACCCUUAUUUGCUCAUUUUAAAACUGACAUAUACUGCUUCACAAAGUCUGUGAUACUUCAUUUUAUUUUGUUAAUCAAACAGCACAAAUAUAACAAAAUAAAUUAUUACUAUAUUUACACUUUCUUCAUGACAAGAUAAAUAUAUUAGAAGGAUAUUUGCAUAUAACAUCUUAUCCACUUUACGUUCUAGUACAUCAAUAUUGUCAAAUAACAGAGACAUCAGCUGUUCUGUAAGGUAGAGUCUGAGAGAGUGGAGCACGUGAUGUCCCCUCAUACCAUGUAUGUAAUUUUUUAUGAAAAUUGAUAGUUCAAAACUGUAGGAAUUGGAAACACGAGGUUUGCGUGGAUAUGCGAAGCCGGAAAAAUGUUUUAAAAAAUGAAUUAUUGAAAAAAUCGAUGAAUGUUUAUCUCUCAUGGUUUGCCUAAAGUGUAUUCGAUAGAAAAUUUCAUUCUCUUUCAGAAAAAAUUUUCUCAAACCAUUUUUUUUUGGCCGGAAGAGUCAGGCAAGAUUUUUUUAAAAGUGUGUGAUGGAGGAAAUUGGAUUGCGUAAAUUUUUUCUAAAAGAGAAUGAAAUUUUCUUUCGAAUAAAACAUUUUUCCGGCUUCGCAAAUCCACACAAACCUCGCGUUUUUAUUUCCUGUAAUUUUGUACCACUAAUUUUCAUAAAAAAAUUACAUACACGGUAUAAAGGGACUUUUUAGAUUGACAACUCCUGGACUAGUACUUUCAUGAAUACGUUCCCAAUAUGGGUACUUGUAAAUAUAUCCAGGGCAACAAACAAAAUGUUUCUGUAGAGUUGUGUAAUUAUUCCUUCUCCUGCUACAGGACUAAAACAAAAAAAUAAUUACUAUAAAAUUAUCGAAAUUUUGAUAUAAAGCUUAUACCAAGUAAGAUUGUAAAUGAGCAUUUUUUGUGUUACAAAUAUAAAUAAGACAAACAAAUACAUUUCAAUGAUUGCAAUCAAAACAGUUUUCUUAAUAUAUUUGGUUAUAGUACAUAAAAAUGUAACUUAUUUCGUCAGUGCUAAAUUACAUCAUCAGUAUUGACGAGAAAAUUUACGUGUUCUUUAAAAUUAAACUAUCAUCACAAGCUUCAGGUAUAUUGCGACCAUUUCAAUCUCAGAUUUAUUACAAUCAAGUUAAAAGAUUUCAGAUUGUUCAUUUUUUGAUGAUUUUUCUUUGACUAACUAUUAUUUGUCAAUUCAAUUUUACAAAAUGAUGAGUUUUUUUAUUAAAAUAGCUGAUUUAUAAACUUAAUUGUAUAAAACGAGAUUAUUCACCUAUAUGAACUAAAAGAAAAUUUGUAUUAUACCUAAAAAUUCUACGUAGAAUUAUUAGCAACAUAAUAAUAAUUACGAAUUUUCAUUUUUCUGUUUUACGUCCUGUUUUACUAUAAACAAAUAUUAUAUAGAAUACAUAUAUUCAACUUUUAAGAUGGCUCUUGUAAUGUUUUUGUUGCAAUUUGAGGCUGACAUUUCUUAAAAUAUGAUGCAUUACUUUUUUGGUGUGAGUGGCUGUGAAAAAAAAACAAAAAAUACGUUACUUUGGGUUGUGUAUAAUAUGUAAACAAAUAGCGAUUAGAGAGCGAUUUUUGUAUUAAAAAAAAAAAGAGCAACCUGAAGAGUCCAUAAAUUUUGCUCAACAUCACAACCACGAUAAUAUAUAUUUUUAUAGAAAAGUGUAUGAGGAGUUUUUAGAAUAACAUAUAUAAUGAAUAACUUUAACAGACAGAUGCCGAAAGUUGUUAGUUUCAAUAGUGAUGAAAGCUUUUUAUAGAAAUCAUUUUAUAAUUACAUUCAAACUUCCAUCUCGUUUAUAAAUCGUUAGUAACACAUUUGAAAAUUGUUAUUUUGUCUAUUAUAUCUAUAUUUUACUAUGACAUAAUUUAUAAUACAGAAUACUAUCUACUCAACAUUAUAAUGGAAGAUAAAUUUAUUUAUUCAUUGAGUAAACAUAAUUUUAUUUCAUUACAAAUUUGUAUAAUAUGAAAAAAUAUAUUUGCUUUUAUAUAUUAUCAUAAAAUCCUUGUACUGCAUAGACAAAUUUAAAAUUCGAUUCAAAUCGAUUCAACUUCGAAUGAAAGGAUUGUUGAAUAAGAUUAAAUAAUAAUGUUAUAUACUUGAUCCUUUCUCUUCUUUUCUUCUUUAAUAAUUUUCAAUACACAUAUUUGAAGAGUCCAUUAUUGGAUGGACAAAAGCUCUACUACAAAAUAUUCCAGCUUUACUUCUCUUUUUUUUCCGGUAGAUUUCCAAUUGGGUCUCUAUCCAUUCAAUUGAUACGUUUUUUUAGAAAUCUCUUCUGUCGGGUCCACGUGCACAAUAUCUAGCAAAAAAUGUGCUAAAAUUUGUGUUCGAUGGUAUAUAUCGUGAAAGCAUCUCGAGUCUUGUUCUUUAACUGAAACCAGAUUCUAAUUCGAUUGUAGAAUGUUCUAUCAAAAACGAAGAUUUGGCAUCCGAUUGCAAAAAAAAUAUAUUUUUAAAGGUUAUAACCUAUUUUUAUGUUUUUCAAACAGCUUGAUUGAGAAACAAAUUCCAUUUACUUAAUGUUCUAUUCAGAUUAAUAUGUAUUCAAGUUUAAAUUUAAUCACAGUCACAUUGUUAUUUUAAAAAUCCGUAAACUCAAAUCCACGUAUCUACAUUGGUUUCAAAUGUUUCCAUCUCUGAUUUUAACAUUAAAUGUUUUUCUCUAGAGUCCUUAUUCUACCAACUUUUCAUCACUUUUCAACAUUUAUCAGUGUUUUAUUCACUUAGUUUUAUUGGAAUAUUUAGCAAAAAAUAUGUUUAAAUUAGUGUUUUAGAGUUUUUAUUGUGAAUGGAUCUGGAGUAUCUCUAAAUUUAGUCACAGUCACAUUCCUAUUUUGAAAAUCGUCGCCGUAAAAUCAAAACAUCGUAAAAAUGCAAUUUUGGAGCAACAAAAAAUUAUAUAAUUUAAAGUUUAUUAGAAACUUGACAUUGAUAUUCUUUUGAUUUAUUAAUUAACUAAAUUUUUUGAUAAUCAAUGAGUAUUAGAAAACAUUUAUAUCAGAUUUACCAAAGAGAUAUGGGAUAAGAGGUUAUAAAAUUGAAAAUUUUAAUGAUAACUGAUGAACGAGUGAAUGAAAGUAUUGAAAUGCAUGGGAAUAAUGAUGAAAAUAUUUUUAUUUUCUAUAAAUACAACAAAAACAGUAUGUUAAACCAGUUGAAUGAAGUUAGUAAACAAAGGCGUCAUGAAAUCCGUAUGGUAAUUAACUGCUUUCAGGAAUUGUAAGCAAUGCUCCUUCAUAUAUCUCUAUUGCAGUGUGAAAGUGGUUUCCAGUCUAUCAAAAUAUACUUUGUUCUGAAUAGGACAAUAAAAUCCUUAACAGUAGAGUUUUCAACUUUUUUACCAGAACGGAUAGACGACUAGGGAUUUAUUAUAGAAUAAUAUUUUAAAAAAUCCAUUAUUGACGUAUUUAACCUGAUACUGACUUUUUUAGUCGAGUUUGAUGGUGAAUAGAUAUCGCGCCGAUCGAUAGUUGAAUGGACAUUAUCCAUUCUAUCUGAAAUUGUCCACUAACCAAGAACUUUUAAAUAGUUACAGUCUGGUUGAUAAUGGCAAAGUCUAGAAGAAUGUUUGAUAUUGUAACUUUUGGCUUCUACAUCGAUUAUUGUAAAGAAUUAUGUGUUUUCAGGUACCAUCCUCAAUCUCCCUCUGAAAAUAAGGAAUUGAACAUUAGGCAAAACAGUUAUCAUCCAUUCCUAGUUCUCCUUCGUGCCAUACGUAACAAAUUAAUUAAAUGACGAACCAGUUUUUGUUUGUUGUAGGUUGCACUUGAGGUACCAGUUGUACAGCUUGAACAUUUUUAUUGAAGCAUUUCCAAUGGCUCUCGACUUGUCUGUUUCUCGGCUUUCUUUCGAACAUAAAUCAUUUCAUUGAACGUCCUUGCUUACAAAAGUAACAUUAGUUUAUUGUUUUAUGAAAUAAGUCAAUGUUCAACUUUCUCAUUUGUGAUAGAAAAACGUUUAUAGAGGUAACAAGCAUGACUUUAUUAUGUAUGUAGUUGGUACACUUUCGAUUACGAGUUGAAGACCGCCUGUAAAAGCGUUUUGUGUGCGGAAGAACGGCAGUAAUGCGAGGAAAGCAUUAAAAAAAUUCAACAAUUAACUUCUACUUACACAAUAAUCUUUUUUUUGGUUCCGAAUACGAGUUGAAGACCGUCUGGAAAAACAUUGUGCCUGCGGAAGAACGCUAGUAAUUAUUCAACAAUCUUGCUCCUACUUCCAAUGUUUAUAAUUUUUACCUUAGAAGUAAAACGUUCAAACGACUACGCAAUACUUGAAAUACCACACUCCACCAAAACGUGGUACGAGUUUUUUACAUUUUCGCUAAGUUGCAAGUAAUUUCUAUAACGAAAUUUUGCUGAAUCAUCAUCAGUAUAAACGAUUUUGUCAUGUAUGCGUUAUAAAAGUUUCAAUAGAUGUCGAUACUAACUAAAAACCGGCAAUACGAGAUUUUGAUUUUACUGCGAUAUCCAAACACUCUUAUCAUUUUUGUAGAAGAUUUUUUAACUACCACCUUUAGUAUAAGUCCACUAUCGUCCAAACCAAACUUUAUGUUUUUCUUUAUCUCGACCUUUUAAUACUUAUAACCAAUCCACCAUAUCAUAAGGUAAUUAAAAGAAAAAAUAGAUUUUAUGAUUGAUUCAAGGUACCAUUUUACUAUGCAUAUUUUGUAAUCAGUUCGAUCAAUUCGAGGUUAAUUGAAUCACGGAAUCUAAAUUGCGUUUCAAGUUUAUUAUUUGUUUACAACAAUUUUAAAACAAAAAAUAUGUUACUAACUAACUAUAAGAAGAAAUGCCAGUCACUAAUGAUAUUGUUAUUCUAAAAAACUUGAACUUGCUCCGAUUUUAAAUUUAUGUUCACUAAUGACAUAUUUAUCGUUAUUUACUUGUCCUUCUUUAAUUGCUUCUGAAGAAGUUGGACAAAAUUAUUUAAACACUUUGUGUGUGCUUUAUAUAAACUAGUUGUCAUCUUGAAUCUAAUAGUAUUUCAAAUUUUAUCAAUGUAUUGGUGUAGACUAGUGCAUAAUAUUAAAAAUAAUGGAGUUAGUUAGGCAUUAGAUGUUUGACUAUAUCUGUGAGAAAAAAAUUUUAAUUGUAAAUUUGUUAAUAUUUAACUUUUUUAUGGUUUGGAAUUUUUAUUUCAUGAAACUUGGAGUGUAUGUAGAAUAAUAAUCCUAGAUUAAGGAAUAUAAUUGUUUUUCAAACGAUAAUAUGUUGCUUUAAAUUUUAUAAAUUGCUUUGAAAAUUGUCAAAACACAAAACAUAUAUUUUUAAAAAAAUUUUGUGUUUUAGAGUUAGGAUAUGUAGUAUUUAACAUAGUUAAUGUUAUUUUACGUUAUAUUUAUAUUCAUAACACAUAUCAAUAGUUACUUGAAAGAAAUUAAAAAAAAGAUCUGCAAAAAAAUGACUGCAAGUACCUAUGCAUAUUUAACAUAACAUGUAUAGACAUAUUAUUAAUAUAGUAAAAUGAGAUUCAAGAUGAUAAUAUUAAACAGAGAAGUAAAAACGUCACAUAUAAUAUAAAUUAGAAAAAUCUUAAGCUAGAAGUUAAAUUUUGCUUUAAAAUUCAAGAGUUUCAUCUUGUAGUUGUAGAACGUUGAGAUAAAAACUUAAUAAUACUAGAUGUUAUUUGAAAGUUUAAAGUAAAAUUCCUUGAAAUGUAUGCAAUUUUUCGCUUUAGAUUUUUAAGUUUUAUAUGUAUGUUCACUUCUUUGUAAUCUUUAAUUCUUUUAAAUAAAUAUUAUAACUUUUUGAUACACUUUGUUAAUUUAGCAAAAUAAUAAUUGAUAACCGUCAAUUUUUCGGAUUUGCAAUUUUAAACACGUGUCUAUUAAAAUUUUAAAAUAACAUAGAGCAUCAGAAAGUUAAACUCCAAAGUAUGUGAAUUUUUAGUAUGUUUUUUUAUGAACGGAAUCAUUUUUUAAGUUUGAAGUUACCAAUAAUUCUAUAUAUACAGUGAGCGAAAGAAAUUGUCAAAGAAAAAAAAAUAUUUUGCUUCCAAAACAUUAUAAAUGAAAAGUAUAACUGAUGCAUAUGUAGGUGCAGUAAUAGAAAAAUAAUUUUUUGUAUUAUGUCCAUAAUACAUUGUAGUCGAUUCCAUAAUGAAAUAAAAAUUUGAAUACUAUUUAUACCUUCAAAGUGAAUUUGAGAUUUCAGAGAUUACUUUAUCCAAAAACCAGGACUGAAAAAUAGUUGGGUUUGCAACAACUAUAUAUAAUCUUCUAUGCAUAUUUAUAUACAAAUAAGCGAAAAAGGAAGAACGAUAUUAACAGCAUCUCAUAAAAAAAUGAUGGUAAAUGACUUUUAUUGACAUUUUUUUAGUUAUUGUUAAAUACGAACCACAAAGGAUCUAAAAGAUUUACCCAAACUUCAGAAAACAAUCAAUUGAGCAAAAUUUAACUAUUGCUGUGAAACAUUUUCUUCUUUUCUCUAUUCCCGAGUUUUCCCAGAUCACCAUUAAUGCUCCUUUGCAUUUCUUUUUCUUUGAUGUUCCUGUUCCAUCUUUUUCAGAUUGAAUUAUAUUAGAUACGAUUAGGUUCAUUCUCUAUAUUGUUUUUUCUCUAUAAAUUUGUCUGAUACUCUUUUGUUUUUUGUGUAGAGUCCUCUUCUAUAAUAUCACCAUGGAUCUUAUUACUGGUUUGUGUAUUGUUUUCUUGUUAUUCUUAAAAAUCACUAUAAUUUUAUUUACGUGUGAUAAGGUAUAUGUCUAUUCUCAAAUACAUCCCUUAUUGUUAUGUAAAUAUCAAUUACCAGGUCUGAUAUAUUUUAUUUUUCUCUUUAAUAUCGUUUCUGUGUAUUUCUCGCAUUUUUACUCAUAAAUAUCCUCUAAAACAGGGAUUCUGAACUAUUUUGGUAAUAAAAAACCUUUUUCAAAAUUAUUUAAUGUCGUAGACUCCCGUAGACUAAUCACUUUAAAACUACCAUCUCAAGAUUUUUUCUAUCGAUACAACAUACUCACCAAUUCCAAAAAGUUUCUUUUGGUUCAGUGAAUAAACUUAUCAUCCAAUCUCAAAAUCAGUUUUCGUUUAUGUCGACCUCUGGAAAACCGAUUACGACCCCAAGUAUUCGAUAUCGACUACUAUGGAAAUCCCUACUGUAAAACAAAUUUAUCAAAGUGCCAUGUUUACUUUACUAGAUCAAAGAGCUUUAGGGACAACUCAAAAUUCAUGAAAUUGUUUAUCGGUCUCCGUUUUUAUUGUGUCAUACUCUUCCUCGGUAUCGAUAAACAACAAAUAUUAUCAGAUAUAAGCUUGUUGUGGAAUUUAUUUCAUCAUCUUCUACUUACUCCCUUCCUAAAAGGUUCUGUGUUUUCUUCUUACAAAUCUUUCUUGUUCUUAUCGUGUAUUGAUUCAAAUUGAAAGCUGAUGAUUUUUUACUCGUAUGGUUCCUAAAGAACAAGUCGCCAAAUUAGGUCUAUUUGUUUUCUAAGUAUCUGGGGGUAUAACACAAGAUCUUAUUAAAAAGUUCAUCUUUUUUGAUAGUUUUUAAUCGUUUUAAAAUGUUUCUUAAACUAAUUUAGUUGCCAUGUUUAAUUAAAUGCUAUCUUGUUAAGUCCUCUUUAAGCUUGAGGUGGGGUUAUUAUUAAUUAUCUUUUUAUAUUUACCAUUUUUGUCCCUUUUAUUUGCAUAGUUUACCUGAUAUUUUAUUAUUUUUUGGAUGUUCUCUGAUUAAUUACGAAAAAAAUUAUUUAUUCAUUCAUUUCUCGUAAAUUGUUCGUUCUUUAUUAUAUCUCUAUUCUCAUUUCAUAAUUGUUUUAAGGAAAUGUUAAUUGUUUUUAUCGGUAUCAUGCUCAAAUUUGAUGAUCACAACUCGUGAAUGAGAAUUAUCAAUUUUUGGUUCGGUUCUAUUUAAAGUACAAUAAAGUAAACUAGAAAAUAUCUAAAUUGGGGGUUUCGACAACAAAUCAUUCUUUUACUACACAUACAUAGGUUAAACACGUGUAGCAUCUUUAUAAAAUAACGCAUUCUAUGGUAUUACAAUUAUACAGUGUAACUGAUUAGUUUAAUUAUUUUUUAUGGGAUACCUACUGUGUAUGUUUGAUAUCUAAUCGAAAAAGAAAUGUUUGUUAGGAUUUUUUUGUAUUUUAUUAAGAGGCCUUCAGGUUGCGAAAUGACAUUUGUAAAAAAAAAUUUUACUGGACAUCGCCCAAUCGCAAUAAGUAUUAAUGAAUAGAAAAAUAAAAUUCCAUAUAUUUCUAUAUGCCCAGUGUAAAUAACCUCAUUAGUUUUCCCAAUCGAUUAAAAUUCACGAUUAGGAAAUCGGAGGGUUACUCAUUAUAUAUUCUAUAUAUUUUGAGAUAUAAUAUAGUCAUUUAAACUUAUAUAGCUAGGUCGGAAACCUUGGUCGUGUAAUUUUAGUAUAAAAUUAAAAUUAAUACUCGAAUCAGACGGAGUUGUAGAUCCAACUAAGAUUAUAAUUUAUUUGUUAAAAAAAAACGGUACCAAUCUAAUAUAAACAGUUAUUUUUCAGAAAAAUAUUACUAAGUAGACAUCAUGCGUUUCCUCUAUACUCAUAAUUGUUUUUACUAUCUCGAUAAAAGUUUACAGAAAUUGUUGUUUAAUUAAGUGAUGUAUUAAAAACUUUUCGUGACGUACUGCCCUUAAAUUGAUUUAUUUUUUUAUAUAUUCUAAUUUCAUUCAUUUGAAAAUUAUUCUCCGUACGAUUGGUUCCAAUUUUUUUAAAAUGUCUUUGAGAUAUGUGGUGUGGUACUAAAAUAAAAUAUGUAGUAAGUAACAUAUCAAAUUCGAAUAUUCAUACGGAAAAUUAAAUGUUACUUUUUUCUUUUUUUCUAAUUGAGUUACCUAGUAGUAAAUUUUCUGUGUCUUAAUCAUGUUUUUCUCACGUUUUCAAUUCGAUUCAAGAAAUUUGAGAAUCGUUAAUUGUAUCUUCGUCUCUUACGAUUUCCGCACUGGAUAUUUUUGACUCGCAAGUGCAUUUUCUAUUCAUAUUAUAUCAGAGCUCAUGUGUUAAAGUUGAAGUACCUUGUUUUACUUUGGUUUUUACUACCAACUUUUAGCUAUCCUUUCCCAUUAACGUUUUGACAGAGUUGAUUAGACAGGAAUUUCUAAAGAAGAUAAAUUAUUAAAAUCCUGUCUGGAUUUUCGCUGUUAUUCGUUGAAUUAAUAAGAAA
Messenger RNA from Diorhabda carinulata, 15893 nucleotides. Its product is annotated as terminal nucleotidyltransferase 5C. Lineage: Eukaryota; Metazoa; Arthropoda; Insecta; Coleoptera; Chrysomelidae. The transcript has 5 exons. Gene Ontology annotation, molecular function: RNA binding; poly(A) RNA polymerase activity. The coding region runs from base 2144 to 3481 and encodes 445 amino acids. The record is from RefSeq and is a predicted model, not a curated record. Gene Ontology annotation, biological process: mRNA stabilization.